AUGUGUCAUCAUUUAUCAAUAUCAUCAGGCAACAGCACAGCCCCCACCACUGGAUCCAGUGCUACCACCAGUGGCAACAGCACAGCCCCCACCACUGGACCCAGUGCUACCAACAGUGGCAACAGCACAGCCCCCACCACUGGACCCAGUGCUACCAACAGUGGCAACAGCACAGCCCCCCCCACUGGAUCCAGUGUUACCUCCAGUGGAAACAGCACAGCCCCCACCACUGGAUCCAGUGCUACCACCAGUGGCAACAGCACAGCCCCCACCACUGGAUCCAGUGCUACCAACAGUGGCAACAGCACAGCCCCCACCACUGGAUCCAGUGCUACCAACAGUGGCAACAGCACAGCCCCCACCACUGGAUCCAGUAUUACCUCCAGUGGCAACAGCACAGCCCCCACCACUGGAUCCAGUGCUACCACCAGUGGCAACAGCACAGCCCCCACCACUGGACCCAGUGCUACCAAUAGUGGCAACAGCACAGCCCCCACCACUGGAUCCAGUGCUACCAACAGUGGCAACAGCACAGCCCCCACCACUGGAUCCAGUGCUACCACCAGUGGCAACAGCACAGCCCCCACCACUGGAUCCAGUGCUACCACCAGUGGCAACAGCACAGCCCCCACCACUGGAUCCAGUGCUACCAACAGUGGCAACAGCAGAGCCCCUUUACCUUCUCCACCUGGGAUGCAGACAACUUCCGAUGUGCUUAGCAUAAGUGCUGCCACCUCAACGAGCAGCAUGAGGCCCGAAGGGUCCCUGAAGCCAUGGGAAAUCUUCCUCAUCACGCUGGGCUCGGCUGCAGUGGCUGUGGGGCUCUUCGCUGGGCUCUUCCUCUGUGUGAGAAACUCCCUGUGCCUGAGAGAUGCCUUUGACGCAGCUGUCUACCAUCCCCACGACCUCCACGUGGGCCCGGGCCCCGGAGGGAGGGAGGGCUCCCACUGCAGGCCGAGCUGCUGCACCCACAACAGCUUCCACCACAGCAACCGCCACCACUGCACCUUCCAACACAGCCCCUGCAAUCACUACACCUUCUACAACAGCCCCCACAAUUACUACACCUUCCACUACAGCCCCUGCACCAACUACACCUCUGACCACAGCCCCUGCCACCACUACUCCUUCCACAACAGCCCCAGCCACUACUACAGCUUCCACCACAGCCCCUGCACCCACUAUACCUUCCACCACGGCACCUGCACCAACUAA
This is a messenger RNA of Myotis myotis, 1215 nucleotides long. It is a transcript of the gene MUC21, whose product is annotated as mucin 21, cell surface associated. Lineage: Eukaryota; Metazoa; Chordata; Mammalia; Chiroptera; Vespertilionidae. The coding region runs from base 1 to 1215 and encodes 404 amino acids. The record is from RefSeq and is a predicted model, not a curated record. The transcript is spliced from 3 exons.